AUCGAAGAGAAAAGUUAGUCUGAACACCAACGUCGAGUUGGCUUCAACAAUUAAGUGAAUUUUAUUUUCUCCUACGCUUGAAUUCCGUACAACCAUGAGCUCUGGAAAGCAUUUGGCCAAAGGCUCUGCCAAGCCCGUUCUGCCCGAUGAUGGAGUCCUCCGUCUCUACUCUAUGCGCUUCUGUCCCUACGCCCAGCGUGCCCAUCUCGUGCUGAAUGCCAAAAAGGUGGAUUACCACACCGUAUUCAUAAAUCUAACCGAGAAGCCAGAGUGGCUGGUGGAGGUGAGCCCGCUGCUGAAGGUUCCUGCUCUGCAGGUGGUGGCGGAGAAGGGCCAGCCCUCGCUCAUCGAGUCGCUGAUCAUUGCCGAGUAUUUGGACGAGAAGUAUCCGCAGAACCCACUCCUGCCCAAGGAUGCACUGAAGCGGGCCCAGGACAAGAUUUUGCUAGAGCGCUUCAACGGCAUAACCAAUGCCUUUAUGAAGAUCUUGUUGCAAAACACCGGCCUAGAUGACUUCUGGACUGCACUGGACAUCUUCGAACAGGAGCUGAUCAAGCGGGGCACUCGCUUCUUUGGCGGUGACAAGCCCGGCUUCGUAGACUACAUGAUCUGGCCCUGGCUGGAGCGCCUGCCAGUGAUUGAGUAUGUUCUGAAGGACAACUACAACUUCGAUGAGAAGCGAUUCCCUAAGGUGGCCCAGUUGAUUACCCUUCUGAAGGAGGAUGAGGCGGUCAAAGGCUUCUACGCUACUCCCGAGCAGCACCAGGAAUUCUGGCGCACCCGCAAGGCCGGCAAUGCCAGCUACGAUCUGCUGGCUUAGACAAAAAUCUUAAAUGUCUAGGCUCAACUUUAUAACUGAAGAUUUUAAUUGAAAAAAAUGAACAAAAAGAAAACUAUAGAAAAUAAUAAUAUUUAAAAAAUUAAUAAAAAAGAG
Drosophila kikkawai is the source of this 934-nucleotide messenger RNA. RefSeq names its product pyrimidodiazepine synthase-like. Gene Ontology annotation, molecular function: glutathione transferase activity; glutathione dehydrogenase (ascorbate) activity. Gene Ontology annotation, cellular component: cytoplasm. Lineage: Eukaryota; Metazoa; Arthropoda; Insecta; Diptera; Drosophilidae. Gene Ontology annotation, biological process: glutathione metabolic process. The record is from RefSeq and is a predicted model, not a curated record.